This is a messenger RNA of Nematostella vectensis (starlet sea anemone), 5007 nucleotides long. RefSeq names its product complement C1q subcomponent subunit C. The record is from RefSeq and is a predicted model, not a curated record. The transcript is spliced from 10 exons. The coding region runs from base 1120 to 2439 and encodes 439 amino acids. Lineage: Eukaryota; Metazoa; Cnidaria; Anthozoa; Actiniaria; Edwardsiidae. Gene Ontology annotation, molecular function: tumor necrosis factor receptor binding. Gene Ontology annotation, biological process: immune response. Gene Ontology annotation, cellular component: membrane.
GCCCGUUUAGCGUUAAGUGAUUUUGUGAUGGACUGUGGAAUCGUUCCCACGCUUAGUAGCUAAGGGUUUCGGAAGGCGAUCAUUUUGUUGCUUGACCUUGCUUUCAUCUGCUCACGCGCACGGCACUGGGAGGGAAAUUUACGUUUCUUUAUAUAGUACCUUACGCAAAACGGAAAUGGCUCUAUACUCCCUUACUCACUCGGUACAGAGCUAUGGGCAAAUAUUGAACUAAGGCGCGCGCUAUUCGCGCCUGUACCAUGCGCCAUCUUUGCUGAAAGCCUCUUUGAUGGUCAAUUUCCUGUUUAUUCCACGGUCUUGGAUUGUUGACUUUUCUAUUUGCCGUGAUAUCGCUGGGGGAGUGGGCUGACAUUUGCCUGCCCGGUUUAUGUGACGUAUAAGGAGGCAAUCUAGUGGCGGGAUUCGGUCACGGUAUUAAUAAGGGCCAUGUGCCCGGUUGGCGAUUCGCCAGUUUACGCAGCCAUUUUGCCUCGCAAACAGCUUGCGUUGAACACACAAAGGUCAACCGCGACCGAGUCGAGUAAUACGACCAAUGCUACGUUUAAAAUCCAAUAGCGCGGUUUGUUUGCUGCAAAUUGAACAAAUGCUGCAAAGAUGUGUGGCCGGGGUCCCAAAUAUAAACACAAAAGUGUUCAUUUGAAUAACAAAGGCAACAAUUAAAUAAGCCGUUUAAGUCUACAGGGGGGAGAAUAUCAUUGGUUGACUUGUGCUAGAGUGGGGCUUGUAUUGUAUCCAGCCAAUCAGAGGUUAUUUAUAUCUAAUUGUUAUUUAGUCUUUCUGGGCUGUGAUUGGCUGAGGCUUCACCAAUAAUUUGAUGUUGUCAUCUUACGUUGUUUUUGCUGGGGCUCCACACACGUGUGCUGUGUUCGAAGAGUGACGUUUCCCAUUGUUUAGUAGAAAGUUUGGCGCGCGAUUCAUGAACCAGGCGUUUUUUUACGGAACUCGUAAGACUCCACCGCUCGAACACGAUACAUGCAGUAAAUGUGACGGGAGAUAGUCAUAGCAGCGAUAAAGCCAAACUGCGGACUUUAUGGCCAGAAGGGGCAUGUUUUGGAAUCGCUUGGCCUUUACUAGGCUUUGCAUGUGCUAGGUAAAUGUAGCAUGGAGUCGGAAUCCGAUGGUUAUGACAAUGGAGAGAAAUUACCCGAGGAGAAAGUUUAUUACCAAGACAGCAGAAGUUGUUCAUGUGGCGGCGGUGGAAGAGCUGCGAUUACAAACAAUCUACCGUUAAUUUCGCUAGUUUUUAAUGUCGUAUUCGUGGUGCUAUUUGUUUUGGUAUUCUUGCGAUUAGAAAAUGUUAAAACGAGACUAUCAGUGUUGGAGAGCCGAGAGGCUCUUGCAGUGAACGGUGCCGAAGUUCGUGCAUCGUCGCGGCAACAAGUUGGUUUGGGGCCUAUUGCAUCUAAUACGGCACGAUCAAAUACCAAUACCAACAGAACUGCAUCCAUGUGGGAAACUUCUAAUUCUACAACAAAUCCUACGGAGUCUGUAGCCAAAUCCACUACUCUAGCGUCCAAGAAUCAUGCUGCUAACUCGGUGUGGAAACGAAGUACUAGUACUGCUAAACCAACUACGCCAUCUCGAGUGCUCCCAAAAAAGCUCUUGAGGAAAUGGAUGCGCAAGGACAUCAAUCGACUACGUACAGAGCUAUGUACAUGUCCCCGCGGAGAAAAAGGAGAAAGAGGUCCUAGAGGAAGAAGGGGAAAGACAGGACUCCCAGGUCCUCCAGGAAGCCCAGGAUCAAAUGGGCAUGCUGGAAUGCCAGGACAAAGAGGUCUGGAUGGACCCAGAGGUCCAGCAGGCUUAAAAGGAGACCCUGGGCCUGUCGGUCCCAAGGGCGACAAGGGAGAUACAGGGAGCCAGGGCCCACCAGGCAAACGCGGCCCGCCAGGAGAGAAAGGUGAUCAAGGCAUCCCCGGAGUCAAGGGAGACGUAGGACCGAAAGGAGAGAAGGGAGACAGCGGCGGUCCAGAGCCACCGCCGCGACCAUCUGCUCACCUCACCGGCUACCACAAGUCUCAGCAAAACGCUCCUAGAACAGGUAUUCUACGCCAUUGGGAGGACAGUAUAGGUUAUGCUCACUCAUUUGGCGGCAUGCACUAUCGCAACGGCGAGCUUAUCAUCCCAACGAGCGGGCGCUAUUACGUCUACAGUCAGUUGUAUUUCCAAGCCGAAGACGACAAGCCUCACAUGAUACACUUCAUGCACCUUACUGCCAAUAACGUCACAUCCGUCAUCAUGAGAAGUGUGACGUCACGAUGCCGAGCCAGGAAGGCAAAGGCGCACCUAUUCAGUAGUUAUCAGGGAGGAGUGUUCCUAUUAGCAGCGGGUAAUAAACUGUCAGUGGGCGUCUCCGAGGGCCAGUCCGACACAGUUGCCAUGGGCGAGUCCGCCAGCUUCUUCGGUGCGUUUAUGAUCUAGCGAUUGCACAAAAAAUCGAAAUUAUUUAGAAUAUGCACGUGACUGGCGCGUAGUUUGCGUUUAGUGACACUCGAUGCUAGUGGCGCGUUGAAUAUACGGACACAGUCCACGUGUAAGUCACGUUCCUUUUGGCCAGGUUCACGUGACAAACACGUUCUCAUGCUCCGAGCGAGCGUGGUUAUCACAUGUUCAACACGUGCUUCAGGUCAAUGUCUUGAGAAUUAACAAAUGUACAUAUUCCGUCCGUUGGAUUAUCUGUAACAUCACCUGACCCUCUAAGAGUUAUUUCAUUAUCACGUGACUUUGCUUGUUGUUAUAACGACUAGUUUGCUUAGUCCAUUUGUGGUGCGCACGCACCAUACACAGGUAUCCCACUUUCUAGACUGAAUUCUAGGCUGAUUCUAAUUGGAUGCAAACUGCGAAAAUAACUUGAUACUUGAAAACUUCUUAUUCAGUGAUUAACAAUUUCAUACUAAUACGUAAAAUGUACCAAGUAAAAAGCUUUUUAUUUUUGUAUCUUCUAAUAUUCGUGUAAUCUUUGAAAGUAGCGACCAUUGGAUGAAAAUCGUUUUCGCGCGCUUUUUCUUAAGGUCGGACGCGUGUAAUUCACAUAAACAUGCUCGUUAUCCACAAUGGAGUGUGAGAUCAUACUAAACUUGCGUCGGUUCAAGGAAUACAGUAACAUUGUUUUCAGUGUCAAAGUUAGUUGAAUUUAUUUCAUUUUAUUGAGUUUUAUGACAAGAUAUAAUAACCGUUUUUAUUUUCUUUGGACUAACAAAUAUUUUGCUAGCUAACCAUUCAUAUACUUUGAUUGUCAGGUAUAUUGUACUUAAGACGUUUCCUAGAAUAACGUUUUUGAGAAACUUGAACCAUUGUUGGAUAGUCUAACUUGUUUUUCUAGAAUCAAAUCUAAGUUUUCCUAGAACCAAAAUAUCGAAAAGUGCCCUGCUUUAGAAAUCAUACUGUAUAUCCAUAUAAAAAAAUGGUAAACUUCAUCACACUCCAAACAAAUUUUGAGCCCUUUGUCGCUAUUUGUUAUCAAAACUUUUUUAUGAAUGCUUUUUUACAAGAAUCUAUUUUUGUACACUCGUAUUUUAGAGACGGCUCCAAAUUAUUUUUAUAAAAAAUCCUUCUUCGAGCUUCGACGAAAGUUUUAGUGAUAAGCUUUUACAAAUUUGUGUAUAGAGAGCAUAAAAUAAAUUGAAAGCUGUUUUUUUUCUUGCUUAAACUAAGUAAAAAUUCACUUGAUUUCUGCACAUGCGUAUUUCCUGUCCCAGUAACUCCUUACCAGUUCAUCACGACAUAAUUAUAAUGGUCCUUUGUUGUGACCUUUUUUAUCAUUUAGUCAGGUUCUCCUUCAUAAAUUGAACGUAGAAUUAUAAUAGAUAGUAACUCAGUGAAAUAGUUUUGUAGUAGUAUAUCAUUUUGGAAAAUCACUUUGUACAAAUAAGACCGACGGCCAUUUGUACAGUUGUUUUUGUACAGAGUAGUAAUUUCCUGAGAUUCUAUGCUUUGGGGGUAUUUUAGGUUAGAAUAAAUGUAAUAAAGAAUUGAAUAUUGUAGGAACUAGAUAUGAAUUAUUUGUAGGCGCCUAUUUGUAUUGUUCUUCGAGAGCUCAAAAUAUUAAUUUUUCUUUUUCUUUUUUUCAAACUUCUACAUAAAGCCACGUAAUUAAUAUCGACCACUGGAUCCGACUUGUUUGAUUCUAUUGUCUAGAAAUAUCUGAUCUUUUUACAAGUAUAAAUAUCCAUGGGUUUUUUUAUUCCAAGCAAUAUCAUAUACGAGCCGCGUUAAAGGAUGGACUGAGUUUAGACAAUAAUACAAGUGACUUUAAGUCGCUACGUACAUGUUUAUCUCAUGCGCAUCGAUUUACGGCUUUGAAAGAGUUCUUACACAAGUCGAAACCAGGCUCUCUCGGAUUGACAUCUUCUACGUAGAGCGUAAAGCAUGUCAUUACCUGCAUUAAUUAGACAGUGCCACGAGGUGCUAGGCCUGUAUAUGUCACGUGGUACAAGGGGGUGGGUUGUGCCGUGUCACGUGGUAUAGAAGGGAUUGCCACAUAGUCCAUGAGUGCUUAAUGCCACGUGGAACUGACUUGUCACGUGCUACCAUUUAUAUAACCGUGUCACUUCCUGUAUGCGCUGGGUGUGUACUGAGUGACACGUGAUAAACUUUUAACAAAUCUUUUCCACUUAGCUGACAUCUGGCACUUCGAUUCUUUGGGCGGGUCCUAAGGAAAUCGACGCUGUUUCAACGUCAUACAUACCUCUCCCUCGUGACACGGACAUGCUUACCCCCAACCCCCUAACCCAAGAUGGACCAAUAGGCGAUGAGGCAGGCAGUAUAGCUUAGACUUAGUUUCAUUGUCACUUUAUUUUAGGUUUUUGCUUGUAGUCUGAUGCCACACACCCUGCACUACAUGUGUUUAGUUGCAGUGAUCUUUAGAUCCGGAAAUAUUUAUAACUUACAUAUGACAUGGUUUCAUUGUUGACUUAAGUAUUUUAUCCACCCCAAAGUCUCGACAACUGUCUUAGGAAUGGUCAUUGCUUUAGGAUAAAGCGCAUUGUA